CUUCAUAAAACCCUUAAUGGAAUUCACCCGCUAUUCGCUCCAUUUUUUUUUUCCCUUCACGUUUUAUUUUCUUCUUUGGUAGCUGUAAUUGCUAGAUAGGGGACUACUCCUAUGCAAGGUGACUCCAAUACUGUCCAAACGACGGCCUCCGUGGCUCUUGUCUCCACCGCCACUAUGGUCCCUGAAGGUGGUGAAGUUGGCGCUGCUGGUGGUGGUGGUGGCGGUGGUGGUGGCGGUGGUCCAAAUUCAUCUGGUGAUGAAGAUAAGAGUAUUAUUAGGGUUGAUGAAGGUGACCGGAUGAGCUACGGUGCAAACCGGUGGCCGAGACAAGAGACUUUGGCUUUGUUGAAGAUAAGGUCCGAUAUGGAUUCAGUAUUUCGUGACUCAAGUCUUAAAGGUCCAUUAUGGGAAGAGGUUUCCAGGAAACUAGCUGAGCUUGGUUAUUAUCGAAGUGCCAAGAAAUGCAAGGAGAAGUUCGAGAAUGUGUAUAAGUACCACAAGAGAACCAAAGAAGGUAGAACAGGCAAAUCCGAAGGCAAAACUUAUAGAUUUUUUGAUCAAUUACAAGCUCUCGAAACUCAUCAUCAUCACCAUCAAUCCCAGUUAGCAGCAGCACCACCGCCAUCGCAGCAGCCGCCGUUGUCCAAACCUCAACCUCCAAACACAACACCUGCUACAUUGCCUUGGUCUAAUAAUCCUCCUACUGCUUCUCAUGUCGCUGUUCCAUCAACAACAAAUACUGCCAAUAUUAUUACUUCUCAUAACAACAAUGGUGCUUCGUCAGCUGAUCCUACAAUCAAUGCUAUGCCAUUAUCUUCAUCACACCCUUUAAAUCCUUCUCAAAAUAUUAUCCCAUCUUUUCAAAUCCUUACUUCUCAUCUUUUUUCGAGUUCUACUUCUUCUUCGACAGCUUCCGACGAAGGGUAUCAAGAAACUCGAAAGAGAAAGAGAAAAUGGAAGGAUUUCUUCGAGAGGCUGACGAAGGAUGUUAUGAAGAAGCAAGAAGAGUUGCAAAGGAAGUUUUUGGAAACUGUAGAGAAACACGAACAUGAAAGAAUGGCUCGAGAAGAAGCUUGGAGAAUGCAAGAGAUGGCAAGAAUUAAUAGAGAACAUGAACUUUUGAUCCAAGAACGGACCACCGCUGCUGCUAAAGAUGCUGCUGUUAUUGCAUUCUUGCAAAAGAUGUCGGGACUGCAAAACUCGAUACGAACACUAGAUAUUCCAGUUCCACAACCACAGCCACCACCACCAGUGGCACCGGCAUUAGCUCCAGCUCCAGCUCUGUCACCUGCAGCAGCGCCACCGCAGCCUAGGCAACCACCGCCAGCUCCAGUAGUAAUGAAUUUGGAUGUUUCGAGAAAGGAUAAUGGACAGAAUAAUGCUGUUGUAUCAAGCUCUUCAAGUUCUAGGUGGCCAAAAGUUGAAGUUGAAGUUCUUAUCAAUCUGAGAACCACUCUUGACACUAAGUAUCAAGAAAAUGGACCUAAAGGACCACUAUGGGAGGAGAUCUCAGCAGGAAUGCAAAAGCUUGGAUACAACAGGAGUGCCAAAAGAUGCAAAGAAAAAUGGGAGAAUAUAAACAAGUAUUUCAAGAAAGUGAAAGAAAGCACCAAGAAAAGGUCUGAAGAUUCAAAAACAUGUCCAUAUUUCCACCAACUCAAUGUUCUAUACAAAGAAAAGAUCAGCAAGACUAAUGAGAACUCAGCCAACCAUGGUGGUGGUGGUCAUGCUUCAGUUCCUUCCACAACCACAAUGGAGCCCUUAAUGGUACGGCCAGAGCAGCAAUGGCCAGUUCAAAACGAAAACCCGUCUGAGAAAUUAAUGGAUCACGAAGACGACAUUGAAGAUGACGACGACGAAAACGACGGAGACACCGAGGAAGAAGAUGAGGGAGGAGGAAGAGGUUGUUUUGAAGUAGUAGCAAGCAAACCAACAGCUUCACUGGGCAAUGGAGAGUAAAAAAAAAAAAAAAGAGAGGGAGAAGCUUCUUAAUUACCCCAUGAAAUUAAUCCAUGGAGGACAUUGUUACAGCAAGGUGAAUUAAAAUUUCCAAAUUCAAUUACCUUAUUACAGUGGAAGAAGGUGGAAGCAUCUCAGACAAAAAUGGCGGACUGAACAUAUGUUUCAGAAGUGGAAGAAGGUGGUGAAGCUGUAGUUGGCAACCACACCCUCUUUAAUUAGUUAAUGUGCCCAUACACAUGGGCUGCAUCCUAUAGUGGGAUGACCAACAUUAAUUUGUUUUAAUUUUUCCUUUUAUAUAUAUAUAUAUAUUAAAUUUUCUGUUUGAAAAAGGAAUUAUUUUGUUAAUUAUUUAUUGGGACAUAAGAAAAUGAAGAGUAAUAAUCUAAUUAUAAAUGAUUAGUCUUUGUAUUUUACUGUGUGUCCAUUAGGGAGAUGAUAGAAGAAAUAAAGAAACCAGUGCUGUA
Messenger RNA from Manihot esculenta (cassava), 2426 nucleotides. Its product is annotated as trihelix transcription factor DF1. The transcript has 2 exons. The coding region runs from base 112 to 1959 and encodes 615 amino acids. The record is from RefSeq and is a predicted model, not a curated record. Lineage: Eukaryota; Viridiplantae; Streptophyta; Magnoliopsida; Malpighiales; Euphorbiaceae.